AUGGAAACACAAGCAGACUUUGCCCCUUAUUUCUAUGACAAUGGACCCUACAUCUACAAUGGGAACCUGGCACUGUUUAGCCUCUCAGAGGAUACGGCUGUUGGUACACAGAUCUAUUGUCUUAAUGGCACAGACCCUGAGGGACAGGAGGUUAGGUAUGGCCUUUCCUUUGAUCCAGGAUCCAAAGAAUACUUCAGGGUCGACCCCAAAUCUGGAAACAUCACAUUGGUGGAACAGCUGGAUAGAGAGAAACAGGAUUCUAUUAACGUUCUUGUCAGCAUCACAGAUGGGCGAAGCAAGGUUGUGGAAAGAGUCACAGUAUUUGUAAUGGAUGCAAACGAUGAGAAACCUGAAUUCCAAAACAUGCCGGCAAUAAUUGAUGUCCUGGAAACAACUGAGUCUGGCAGCAGCAUCUACAAAGUAGAGGCAGUGGACAGAGACACAGGCUCAGGAGGCUCAGUCAACUUCUUCCUCCAGAAUCCUCAGUCCACUUUGUUUGCCAUGGACAGACAUAGUGGUGUCCUGCGUAUCAAAUCUGGAGAAAUGUUGGACUAUGAAAAAACAAAGACGCACUUUGUCACUGUCAUUGCAAAGGAUGGUGGCGGUAAUUUUAAUGGCAAGGAGCAGUUUAUGUCAUCCACUGCUACCCUGACAAUCAAUGUGAUCGAUGCACAGGACACGCCGCCAUCUUUUAUCGGGACACCCUAUUUCGGCUACGUUUAUGAAAUCUCCGUGCCGGGUUCUGAAAUAUUCACUGUUCUUGCCAAAGAUGGGGAUGUGGGAAACCCAAAUCCAAUCCGUUAUUCCUUUGAGGAUGGUGACGACAGUGUUUUUAGCAUCAAUAAAACUAGCGGAUGUAUCACACUGCUGACUCACCCCAUGUAUCUGAAGAGAGAAGUCUUUAACAUUAAAGUCAAGGCAUCAGAAGUCAGUCCUGAAGGCAGACUCAUGGACUUUGGGGUGACCACGAUGGUGAUCCGUGUGGUGGACCUGAACAAUAAUCCCCCUACUUUCUACGGAGAAAACGGCCCACAGAACAUGUUUGAGUUGACCAUGUACGAGCAUCCACCGGAGGGAGAGAUCCUCCGGGGGCUGAAAAUCACUGUCAACGACUCCGAUCAGGGCGCAAAUGCAAAAUUUAAUCUUCGACUGAUCGGACCGGGAAGGAUGCUGCGAGUCGUCCCUCAGACUGUACUCAAUGAGGCCCAGGUCACAAUCUUAGUAGAAGACUCUUCUGCCAUGGACUAUGAGAAACACCAGUUUCUCACAUACAAGCUACUUGCAGUUGAGAUCGAUACGCCUGAGAGAUUCAGUGCCACAGCAGACAUCGUCAUUCAUCUCCUGGACACAAACGACAACGCUCCCAAAUUCUCCUCAGAUUACUACAUCGCCAGAAUUCCAGAAAACUCACCGGGUGGCUCCAAUGUGGUGUCAGUCACAGCAACAGACCCAGACUCAGGACCUUGGGGUGAUGUGAAGUACUCCAUAUACGGAUCAGGGGCGGACUUGUUCCUGAUCCAGGCUACAUCUGGGAUCAUCUACACCCAGCCGUGGGCGAGCCUGGACGCAGAGGUGAGGUCCAAGUACAACUUCUAUGUAAAGGCAGAGGACGCAGAGGGGAAAUACAGCCUGGCUGAAGUCUUUGUGACUGUGUUGGACCUGAAUGACCACCCACCUGCAUUCAAUGACAACUUCCAGGAGAAGACUAUGGUGAUUGGAGUACCAGUGAAAAUAGAGGCUGUAGACGACGAUGCAGAAGUACCAAACAAUGUCAUUGAGUACGCCAUCAUGAAAGCUGAGCCAGACAACAACAUCUUCGACAUUAACGCUGACACGGGGGAGAUCAUGCUCAAGUCCUACAUCAAGUCCAUGGCCAUUAUUCAGAACAUCACCAAGCAGACGGACUGCACCUGGUCGCUGGUGGUGCAGGCUCGGGACCGCGGCCAGCCUUCCUUCAGCACAACUGCGGUUAUCAAGAUCGACAUCACUGAAGCUACCCAACUCAGUGGGGGGCCUUUGGGAUCAUUUUUGAUGCAGAAUAGAAACAAGCCUUUGCAAAUCCUAGGGAUGCUUGCUGGUGUCAUUAGUCUCAUGGUCAUAGUCACAGUCGUCAUCUCCACUGCAACAUUCAUGCGCAACAAAAAGUCCAACCGGAUCCUGCCUAACCGCCGCGUGAGAAGGAGGAUUCCGAAACAGCAGCCCUGGAACUUCAGAAACCCUUUCAAGGUACCAGAAACUCCCGGAGAGAAAUUCAGAGUAGAAGAGGAAGAGCCAGAGGUCACCGUGGAGAAUGUCAACUAUAACAACAAUGUGACGAAUGUUGUGAGACAAUGGCCUCCGCUGCCUUGCGCCCCGUCUCUUCCCCCACCACCACCCACUUACAUCCCGGGGGAGAGGCAGUGGGUGGUACCAACCGUCUCAGCAACAGUGGCACCCAAACCUAGAAAGAAGCCAGUGAUGAACAGACAGGACACUGUGAACUUAGCGCUGGUCUCAGAGCUCAAGAUGAGACUGGAGCAGAAGAGGAUGCUAAAACAUUGA
Messenger RNA from Anoplopoma fimbria (sablefish), 2541 nucleotides. RefSeq names its product cadherin-related family member 1a (gene cdhr1a). Gene Ontology annotation, cellular component: catenin complex; adherens junction; plasma membrane. Gene Ontology annotation, biological process: homophilic cell-cell adhesion; adherens junction organization; calcium-dependent cell-cell adhesion. The coding region runs from base 1 to 2541 and encodes 846 amino acids. Gene Ontology annotation, molecular function: cadherin binding; calcium ion binding. The record is from RefSeq and is a predicted model, not a curated record. NCBI's taxonomy places the organism in Eukaryota, Metazoa, Chordata, Actinopteri, Perciformes, Anoplopomatidae. The transcript has 17 exons.